Molecule: messenger RNA, 927 nt
Organism: Chaetomium fimeti
Lineage: Eukaryota; Fungi; Ascomycota; Sordariomycetes; Sordariales; Chaetomiaceae
Exons: 2
Coding region: 136-762 (208 amino acids)
Source: RefSeq, a predicted model, not a curated record
GAUGACGACACACCAACUUGAGAGCUCCCGGCUCCCCGAUCCUUGGCAGAAUUUAGUUAUUUUGGGCCAGCAAAAGCGCAAACGGUCGUUCAGCAAUGAAUUCAAGAUUUUUGUGAAUCGAACAUACACUUCAUAAUGGGAGCCUCCGGAUCAAAAACAGCACAACAAACCGUGCGAAAAUUCCCCUCGCGCGCCUCCGGCUCGUCCCCAGCAGCAUCAGCGCCAAAACCAAAACCAAGCUCAACACCGCGAAUGCGCCCUCCUCCCACAGCAGCAACAGACGCCCAACCGCGAUCCCGACCGCAAGCUUCGUAUACGAAAGAUGAUGUAAUCCGGGCCGACUCGAUGGACCCCAACCGGCCCGAAUUCAGCGCCGAGUUCGCCGACCGUCUGCAGAAGAUGGGCAUCGUGCAGCCGAACCCGACAUACUCGCCGUCGUCCAUAGCCUCCCCCUUCCUCGGCGCGCCGCCGGGAAGCAAACCCUCCGCGUCGUCGCCGCAAUACCCGUCGUCUUCUAGCAACGUCACCCUCGGCGUGCUCGAGGCACGGCGCCGGCUCGAGGCGCGCGCUAGAGAGGAGCUUGAGAACAUGGGCAAGUCGACCGAGAAGGGGAGGGAGUUCUUGGAUAUUGGCACGGUCAGGCAGAUGCUGGUGCUGCGCCAGGGUGGCGCCUCGGCGGCAGACAUUGAAUCACGCUUGAGGCUCAAGCCCGGUCUCGUUGCGACAUUGGGACCCCGGGGCGUAGUGGCGCCCGCGUCAUGAGCUGGGUGUGACUGAAUUAUUAGGCUUGCAUUUUGUUGGCUGAAGCUGGUUGCCAGCGGACGGUUCUACUCUGGGGCUGGCCCGAAAAGCAAAGAAAAAGAACAACGCGACGCCGGCUCUAUGUACAUUAUUACAUAUUUUCGGAUACCCCGGUCCACAUAAACA